GAAAUACUGAGGUGAAACUGCAAAAUGGCAGAUGCUGCUCUCCUUCUUGUCACAAAAAAAAUUGGAAAAGCGGUGGCAGCAGAAACACUGAGUUAUGCUAGACCAUUUCUUGAAAAGAAAUCUAGAUCUAUUAAAGCGCUCCCAGAUAAGAUGAUACUGAUAAAGAAUGAUCUUGAGCUUAUCCGAGCAUAUCUCAAGGAAGUUGACAGGAAAGGUUUCACAGAUCUAGUCACUGAAAUAUGGACAGGGCAAGCCCGAAAAUUGGCGUAUGAUAUGGAAGACAUUGUGGAUCAGUUUACUUAUGUGGUUGGUAAACACCAUCUAGAUGGAGCAUGGUGGAGUUUCUUCACUAAAUCUCAGGACCCGUUUACACUUGAUGAAAUUGCUACUGCAGUUAAGAGAAUAAAUAAGGAACUGAAACGGCUUAAAGAAUGCAGAGACUGGACUCAACCAGUUGGAGGGAGUGAUGUUCCUGCAAAAGAUUAUAACACCCAACAACAAAUGUAUCUUCCUGGACAUGGUUACUCAAUUUCUGAUGAAGAACUUAUAGGGCUGGAUAGAAAUAGAAAAAUCUUGAUGAGGUUAUUGAAUUUGAAUAACUGUUCUCAUCUGCAGAUUAUUGCUGUGUGUGGUAUGGGUGGCAUUGGAAAAAGCACUCUUGUCAACAAUGUGUUCAGAAAGGAAGCAUCCAAAUUUGAAUGCCAUGCGUGGGUUUCAGUCUCUCAGUCAUACAAUAUGUAUGAUAUUUGGAGAAGCAUGCUAAAAGAAAUAUAUUCUAAAGAGAAGAAAGAAUUUGAUGCUGAAAAGAUGACCGGUGCAGAGAUGCAAAUGGAAUUGAAGAAAAUCCUAGAGACAAAGCAAUACUUGAUCGUAUUGGAUGAUGUCUGGACAGCUGAAGUUUUUAGAGAACUCAAAGAGGUUCUUGUUGAUACAGGGAUGGGAAGCAGAGUAGUAAUCACAACAAGAAUUGAGCAAGUAGCUUCAGUUGCUGAUGAUAGCUACAAGAUCAAAGUUGAGCCUCUUGAGGAGGAGGAGGCAUGGUGUUUGUUUCGCCGGAAUGCAUUUCCGAGAACUAAAAAUCACAUCUGCCCAUUAGUGUUACAAGAGUGUGGUAAAUCGAUAGUGGAGAAGUGUGAUGGUUUACCAUUAGCUCUUGUGGCCAUAGGAAGCACAUUGUCUCAUAAAGCGCAAGAUGUUGCAGAGUGGAAGCGAUUUUAUAAUCAGCUUAUCUGGGAGCUACACAACAAUGGCGACCUAAAUCGUGUGGUGAAAAUUCUGAAUCUAAGCUACAAAUACUUGCCAGACCAUCUGAAGAGUUGUUUCAUGUAUUGUGCCAUGUUCCCAGAAGACCACAUGAUCCACAGAAAAAGAUUGAUUAGAAUGUGGGUUGCGGAAGGGUUUAUUGAACAAAGGGGAGCAUGCAGUUUAGAAGAUGUUGCUGAAGGUUACCUGAGAGAGCUCGUUCAACGAGGCAUGCUUCAGGUGGUAAAGAGGAACAGUUUUAACAGGAUCAAGUGUGUUCGAAUGCACGAUCUUGUGCGUGAAUUAGCCCUUUUCCAAUCCAAGAGAGAGAGUUUCGGAACAACUUAUGAUGAUAGUCACGGGGUGAUGCAUUUGGAGUCGGAUUCUCGUCGCAUGUCGGUGCUCCAAUGCAAAAAUGACAUUCAACCAAGCAUAGGUCAAUGCAGGCUUCGUACCUUCAUAGCAUUUAGCACCAGCAAGGCAUCAUCUUCACUGUUUCCGUCAGAAUCUAAGUACCUUGCUGUGUUAGAGCUAUCGGGUUUACCUAUUGAGACUAUUCCAAAUUCAAUUGGGGAGUUAUUCAACCUGAAGUAUUUGGGCCUCAACAAGACCAAUGUGAAGAUACUCCCAAGAUCUACCAUGAAUCUUCACAACUUAGAAACAUUGAGUCUUCAAGAUACAGACUGUGUGCAUCUCCCUCGAGGGUCUGAGAAGCUGAAGAAAUUGCGGCACAUUAUGAUGUAUAAAUUUCUGGAUAAAACACUCACAAGUUUCAAACUUAUUGAACCUAUGGAGCCGUUUGAUGGAUUGUGUAGUUUGAAGGUCUUGCAAACUCUGAGGUCAGUUCGAGCUAGUGAUGUUUUCAUCGCAAAGCUAUCAAAUUUAUGUCAGCUGAGGCUCCUUAGCAUUAAUGGGGUAAGGAGCAUCCACUGUGCACAACUUUGUGACUCUCUGUCAAAGAUGCACCAGCUUUCAACAUUAGAAAUAGUAGCAAGCAAUGAAGAUGAGGUGCUCCAGCUUGAAACUUUGACACUACCAAACCCUCUUCGAAAGCUCAUUUUUGCUGGGCGAUUUUCGGAAGGAACUUUGAAAUCUCCAUUUUUCUCAAACCAUGGAGACGCCCUUCACACGAUAUACCUAUACUGGUCCCAGCUCGUGGAUAACCCACUUCCACGCCUCUCUGAAUUUUUGAGUUUGACCCAAAUAAUGCUUACAAGGGCGUAUACUGGACAAGAGCUAAACUUCCAUCCAGGGUGGUUUCCGAAUGUGAAGAUUAUUUCCUUGAGGGAUUUGCCACACGUCAACAAAAUACACAUACAUGAGGGAACUUUGGUCCUCCUUGAAGAACUUGUGAUUAGAAACCUUGUUGAACUGCAGGACAUCCCUACAGGCGUGGAAUAUCUGAAAUCCCUCAAAGAUGCGUUGUUUCUUGACAUGCAUCCUAAUUUCAAAAGGAAUUUGCCAACGACAAAAUUAAAUCAUGUACAGAGAGCCCUCUACACUAUACGAUCCGAAGUGGCAUGAGCCUUUCUUGGGUGGCUGGGGUUUGCAGUCAUUAUGGUCGGUGAGGGAGGGAGCUGUAUACAUCUCUGUUGUGCAAUGGUGCGUUAUGGGACAAGUGUCAUUCGUCUUGCUAUUAUCAUUUCUUCUUAUUCAAACAAGAACAACUGGUUUGUAAAUUGCAAUAAGGCAUGUGAAUUAUUUCUAUUCUUGCCAUCCAUAUUGAUUUUACAGAUUUAUAUGUAGUGGUGCUAAGCUACUGCUUCGAGAUAAUUACUAUGUAUUUUUACAUAGUGAUUCAUGUAAUAAUGUCAAGCCGGUUGGCUCUAUCUUAUUUAAAUUCGACAGCGCUCCUCUGAGAUUUAGUUUAA
Triticum aestivum (bread wheat) is the source of this 3113-nucleotide messenger RNA. RefSeq names its product disease resistance protein RPM1. The record is from RefSeq and is a predicted model, not a curated record. Gene Ontology annotation, biological process: defense response to other organism. Gene Ontology annotation, molecular function: ADP binding. NCBI's taxonomy places the organism in Eukaryota, Viridiplantae, Streptophyta, Magnoliopsida, Poales, Poaceae.